Messenger RNA from Onychostoma macrolepis, 3323 nucleotides. RefSeq names its product solute carrier family 28 member 1 (gene slc28a1). Gene Ontology annotation, molecular function: nucleoside:sodium symporter activity. Gene Ontology annotation, cellular component: membrane. The transcript is spliced from 18 exons. NCBI's taxonomy places the organism in Eukaryota, Metazoa, Chordata, Actinopteri, Cypriniformes, Cyprinidae. The record is from RefSeq and is a predicted model, not a curated record. The coding region runs from base 160 to 2109 and encodes 649 amino acids. Gene Ontology annotation, biological process: nucleoside transmembrane transport.
ACUCAGUGUAGUCAUCUCUGACUAUCUGAUAGCAACGUGCAAGUGUCUUAAAUAAAAACACAUUAGUAUGUAGUUAAUUAAUGAUAAGACUUCCAAGAAUGCAGAGUAUAUAUCCUAGCUCAAGGUUCAAGACCCAGCAGUUGUCACAGAGAACUCAGAAUGACGGACAAAGAAGAUUUACAGUUGACAACCAUCUCAUAUGGGAAUGAACAAGGUGUGGACAAUCCAGCAUUUGUGAAGGAGGAUAAAUUAACAGAUGACCUGAGUGACAGUGACAAAGAGAAGUCAGAGAAGGAGUCAAAAUCAUGCAUAAGCAAAGCAUGCAUACCCAUCACGGCCACAGAGACCUUCUGUAAGACACACUCCAAAAUAAUCAAAUACAUUGCUUUGGGAAUACUUGCUGCUGGUUAUUUGGCAUACUUCAUUGCUGCAUGUUAUUUAAACUUCCAGAGGGCAAUUGCUUUGGUUGUCCUCACUUGUCUGGGGGUAUUUAUCAUCGUGUGUGAGCUGGUGAAUAAGUACAAGGGUGACAGCAUAAGAAGGUUCUUGAAGCCUGUGCAAAGGUGUUUCAAAUCCAAUAUCAGAUGGAUAAAGUGGGUGUUCAUAGUAAUUGUGGUGGGACUGCUAGUGGCAUGGCUGGCAAUUGACACACGAAAGCGCCCAGAGCAGCUCAUCUCUUUUGGUGGUGUCUGUCUAUUCAUUAUUGCCAUAUUUCUCUUCUCUGCACACAGAACCGCAGUGAACUGGAGGACAGUCUUCUGGGGACUCGGUUUACAGUUUGCCCUUGGCCUGUUUAUCAUUAGGACAGAGCCUGGUCUUGCAGCAUUCGAAUGGCUUGGAAAGCAAGUUCAGAUAUUUCUGGACUACACAAAAGCUGGUUCAUCAUUUGUGUUUGGAAACCUCAUUGACAACAUAUUUGCUUUCCAGGCUCUGCCUAUAGUGGUGUUCUUCAGCAGUGUAAUGUCAGUGCUGUACUACCUGGGUGUGAUGCAAUGGAUCAUCACAAAGAUUUCCUGGGUAAUGCAGGUAACGAUGGGAACCUCCUCUACAGAGACUCUCAGUGUGGCAGGGAACAUAUUUGUUGGUCAGACAGAGGCGCCGCUCUUGAUUCGUCCUUAUUUGAAUGACAUGACCAAAUCUGAGAUUCAUGCUGUCAUGACUGGAGGAUUUGCCACCAUUGCGGGAAGUGUUAUGGGUGCAUUCAUCUCAUUUGGGAUUGAUGCCUCGUCUCUGAUUUCUGCAUCAGUGAUGGCUGCUCCAUGUGCUUUAGCCAUCUCCAAAUUGUCCUACCCCGAAACUGAAAAGAGCAAGUUCACAUCUAAGAGUCAGAUUAAAGUUGAUGGCGGUGGUGAACAGAAUGUCUUGGAAGCUAUCAGCGGUGGCGCAUCUGCAUCAAUAGGACUUGUGGCCAACAUUGCUGCUAACUUGAUUGCUUUCCUUGCCAUUUUGGACUUCAUAAAUGCUACUCUGAGAUGGUUGGGAGGCAUGGUGGGAUAUACAGAUGUCACUUUUGAGUUGAUCUGCUCCUACGUGUUUAUGCCGGUGGCCUUCAUGAUGGGAAUUCCAUACGAUGAGACUUUUACAGUGGCUGAACUUAUUGGCACUAAACUCUUCCUCAAUGAGUUUAUAGCCUAUGAGAAGCUGUCAGCGCUCAGAAACAACAGACUUAACGGCAUUUUACAAGACGGUGUAGAUAAAAAUUGGAUCUCAGUUCGAUCAGAAAUCAUCUGCACCUAUGCACUGUGUGGCUUUGCUAAUUUCAGCUCUCUUGGUAUUGUGAUUGGAGGCCUGUCCUCUAUUUGUCCACCAAAGAAGAGUGUCAUAUCUACUUUAGUGCUCAGAGCCUUGUUCACAGGCACAUGUGUUUCCCUGAUCAAUGCCUGUGUUGCUGGUAUACUUUUCGUUCCUCCAUUGGACUGUGUGGAUCUGUUUCAAAAUGCAGACUUCAAUACCACCAAACCUGAAAUUGAAACUUGCUGUUAUGAUCUUUUCAAAAGCACUGUCAACAAUGGAACCAUUUCUUUCGAGGGGUCCUGGAGUGGAGUGAAAAAUGCAACAAUUUAUUUUGCAAACUGUUGUGGUCUCUAUCAGGAACCUGUUUGCCCGUAGUUUGGCCGAUAGGUAACAAUGCAGAAAUCACCUCUGAACUAAAUAUAAUGACAUUAUUUAUUAAAUUCACACAUUUUGAAAUGUAUAUUUAAGUUAAUGUAUGUGCAGAGUAUGUUUGAUUUUAUUUGGUCAUUUAGCUAUUCAUACAUAAUUUCUUUAUAGUUGAAAAAAAAAAGUGUUGCACUAUGCAUGUGCAAAUAUUUUUAUGUUCUGUAAAUUUUAUUCAAUUUAUGUUCUUAUGUAAAUGUUAUAAUCAUUUUUGUAAUUUACAUCCAGUGACGUGAUUGUCAACACAUUGUCCUAUGCAGUGUUUCAUUCUGACAGUUAUGCUAUGAAAAAUUGCAUCACAGGAGAAAAGCAUAACCAAUAAGGGUCAAAGGGCUCUUCGGUGAGGCAAACAGUUUUUAAGAUAUGAAGCAAUGGACUCUGCCUUUGGAUGGUAAAAUGAAUCAAAGAAGUUGCUAUUUAGACACCUGCUGCUAUUUACACAUUUAUUUUACAAAAACAAAUAAAACAAUGCAACCAAAACACAUAAAAUGCUUAUCCUACAAACAUACUGUAUACCGCUAAUCUUCUCUCGCUAAUACACUACAAUCCAUAGUUUUUAUAAUAUCAAUCCUACACAGACCACAGUAUGCCCCAUCUUAUCAAGUCUGACCACUAUCUGUGGUAACUUUUCAUAUACAUCUAAACAAGCACUCCAUGGAUAUUUUAUGAGUUAGUUUUUGCAGUUAGCAUGAGCCUUUUUUUGCUAAAUAAUGGUUACUAAAUCUUGUGAAUGGGGUAAAGGUUUAGAUAGCUUUAUUUAUGUUAUUUUCAAUGAACAUACAUUUCAAAAUAUCAAAACCUGUAAACAAUGAGCAAAGGUUUGGGGUAAGUCAGAUUUUUAAAAUGUUUUUGAAAGUAGUCUCUCAUGCUCACAAAAGCUUCAUUUAAUAAAACAAAUACAGCAAAAACAGUAAUAUUGUGAAAGAAAUUGUUAAAAUAACUGUUUUAUAUUUUAAAAUGUAUUCCUAUGAUGGCAAAGCUGAAUUUUCAUCUUGUGCUGCUUAAUAUUUUUGUGUAAACUGUGGUCAUUUUUUUUUAUCAGAAUUCUUUGAUAAACAGAAAGUUCAAAAGUACAGUACAUUAUCUUUUGUAACAUUAUAAAUGCCUUUGCUGUCACUCUUGGUCGAUUUAAUGUAUCUUUGCUAAAUAAAACUAUUCAUAUCUGA